Artibeus jamaicensis (Jamaican fruit-eating bat) is the source of this 4111-nucleotide messenger RNA. It is a transcript of the gene NUAK2, whose product is annotated as NUAK family kinase 2. Gene Ontology annotation, cellular component: cytoplasm. Lineage: Eukaryota; Metazoa; Chordata; Mammalia; Chiroptera; Phyllostomidae. Gene Ontology annotation, biological process: microtubule cytoskeleton organization; intracellular signal transduction; protein phosphorylation. The coding region runs from base 1436 to 3025 and encodes 529 amino acids. The record is from RefSeq and is a predicted model, not a curated record. Gene Ontology annotation, molecular function: protein serine/threonine kinase activity; tau-protein kinase activity; ATP binding. The transcript has 7 exons.
CCUGUCUCCCAAGAAGAGGAAGUCUUGUAUUUACCACUGGUGUCCCUGGGCAAGACUUGACAGGAAUUGACCAACCCCGAGGCACACCCCCUGCCCAGCACCCAGUGCCAGCAACACGGCCUCUGAGGGCCUGGCAUUUUCAUGGCUCGUCUGCGAGAAUCAGGGCAGGAAAGCACCUCACACAUCCUUCAUCCUGUUUGUCUCACUCAAAAGUGAGGCUCUGAGAGGGGGUGGGACUUGCCCGUGGGCACAGUGACAGAGCCUGGAGGAGAUCCCAGGUCUCCUGACUCUGCAGGAGAGUCUUCUGUACACACCACACUCAUACACACACACACACACACACACACACACACACACACGCGCGCGCGCGCUGCACUGUUGUGAUUCUCUCCUUUCUGUCACCUGGACCCUGAAUGGAAGGAGCAGAGGAGACCCCUGAAUCUCCAAGAGCUUUGUUAAAGGGCAUCUUGGCAGCUGUUUCUUCAUUUCCUCUUGCUUCAUUCCGCCCUUUCUGAGCCAUGCAAACCAGCUGGGUGGGUUAAUCCUUUUAUGGUAUUUUCACCUUUACAACCAAGAUUAGCAGAGCCCAGAGAAAUCUAUGUACCUGUCUAGUUGUUUUCCUUUGUUGCCAGGAGAGAGACAUUCCUCACCUAGACUGAAGGGACUGAUUUUUUUCCCCCACCAUUUUUUUUGUGGUAAAAUAUAUGUAACAUAAAAUUCAUCCUUUUACGCUACAGUUCAUUAAGCGCGUUCAGUACAGUCACCCGGCUGUGCAGCUGUCACCACUGUGCAUUUCUCAAACUGUUUCAUCUCUCCAACAGAAGCUCCGGGCACCCAUGGACCAAUAAGUGUCCGCCCUGCCAUCCCCACCUCUCCUCCUCCCUCCCCUGGUAACUUCUACUUUCCGUCCCAUGCAUUUUCCUACUCCAGUCACCUCAUAUAAGUAGACUUGUACAGCAUUUGGCCUUGCGUGUCUGGCUUAUGUCACUUAGUAUAAUGUGGUCAAGGUGUACCCUUGCCGGUGCCAGUUAAUGGCAAUAUGACUUUGAGCAGGUCAUGUGACCUCUCUGGGUACCAGUUUCUGCACCUGUAAAUAGGAAUGAUAUUUCUCUGCCUACCUCCCAGGGCUGCUAUGAGGGCUAAUCAACAUACUGAAGCGGCACAUGGCUAUCCAGUGCCUGCCUUGUGCCAGCCCCUUUGCUUGGCAGCAGGGACCCAGUGGUGAGCAAACCCUCAUCCUCAUGGUGUAGUAUGGUAAAUUUGCUUUGUAAAUCAUAGAGCAUUGGCCGUCCAAAGGGUCGUUACCUCCCUUGCUCAUCUGUGGCCUCUGAAUAAGGCCAUUGGUCCUUCCUCCUUCCUGCUGCGUGGACUGCACCUAACCCAGGUGGCCAUCAAGUCAAUCCGGAAAGACAAAAUCAAAGAUGAGCAAGAUCUGAUGCACAUUCGGCGAGAAAUUGAGAUCAUGUCAUCACUCAACCACCCCCACAUCAUUGCCAUCCAUGAAGUGUUCGAGAGCAGCAGCAAGAUCGUGAUAGUCAUGGAGUACGCUGGCCGUGGUGACCUGUACGACUACAUCAGCGAGCGGCAGCGGCUCAGCGAGCGGGACGCCCGGCACUUCUUCCGGCAGGUCAUCUCUGCUGUGCAAUACUGCCAUCAGAAUGGGAUUGUCCACCGGGAUCUCAAGCUGGAGAACAUCCUCCUAGAUGCCAAUGGAAAUAUCAAGAUUGCUGACUUUGGCCUCUCCAACCUCUACCACCAAGGCAAGUUCCUGCAGACAUUCUGCGGCAGCCCCCUGUAUGCCUCGCCUGAGAUUGUCAACGGGAAGCCCUACACGGGUCCAGAGGUGGACAGCUGGUCCCUGGGUGUUCUCCUGUACGUCCUGGUGCACGGUGCCAUGCCCUUUGAUGGGCAGGACCACAAGACGCUGGUGAGGCAGAUCAGCAGCGGGGCCUACCGGGAGCCGCCUAAACCCUCGGAUGCCUGUGGCCUGAUCCGGUGGCUGUUAAUGGUGAACCCCACCCGCCGGGCUACCCUGGAGGACGUGGCCAGUCACUGGUGGGUCAACUGGGGAUAUGCCACCCGUGUAGGGCAGCAGGAGGCUCUGUCUGAGGGAGGACACCCUGGCAAUGACUCUGGCCGGGCCUCCGUGGCCGACUGGCUCCGGCGGUCCUCCCGCCCCCUCCUGGAGAAUGGGGCCAAGGUAUGCAGCUUCUUCAAGCAGCACGUGCCUGGAGGUGGGAGCAUGGCCCCCAGCCUCGAGCGCCAGCAUUCGCUCAAGAAGUCCCGCAGAGAGAAUGACAUGGCCCAGUCCCUGCAGGAGGACCCUGCCGAGGAUACCUCCCCUCAUCCCAGCGAGGGCAGCCUCGAGCUGCCAAAGGGCAUUCUGAAGAAGAAGGCGUCUGCCUCCUCUGAGUGGGCGAAAGAGGACUCUGAGCUCAGCCCGGACUCUGGGAGCCCAGGGCAGGCUGCCCCGCCGCUCCCCAAGAAGGGCAUCCUCAAGAACUCUCGGCAGCGGGAAUCUGGCUACUACUCGUCUCCUGAACCCAGCGAGUCGGGGGAGCUCUUGGAUUCAGGGGAUGUGUUUGUGAGCGGGGACGCUGUUGAGCAGAAGCCCCCCCAGGCCUCAGGGCUGCUCCUCCACCGCAAGGGCAUCCUCAAGCACAACGGCAAGUUCUCCCGCACAGCCCCUACUGCCUUCGGCUCCUUGAACGAGCUGGCCUCACCUUGCCCUCCGGCCCAGGCCAGCCGCCCCUCAGGGGCUGUGAGUGAGGACAGUAUCCUGUCCUCUGAGUCCUUUGACCAGCUAGACCUGCCUGAAUGGCUCCCCGAGCCCCUGCUGCGAGGCUGUGUGUCUGUGGACAACCUCACUGGGCUUGAGAAGCCCCCCUCCGAGGGCCCUGGGAGCAGGGGCCUGAGGCGCUGGAGGCAAGACUCCCUGGGGGAAAGCUGCUUUUCCCUGACGGACUGCCAGGAGGUGACAGAGGCCUAUCGGCAGGCGCUGGGAGUCUGCUCAAAGCUCAGCUGAGGGUGGAGCCGUUGCCCCACCUGGAUGGGCUCUAAGAUGCACCUGGCAACACCCUGAGGGGAGCCACCUUUUCCCCUGCCUCCUAGGACCAGCAUCCCAGCCCAGAAGUCUGAGAUGGUUUGUGAUUUAGCCCUGGGGAGGGCCGGAUAUAGGAAAAAUGGGCAAGUGAGAUGCAUUGAGGAUUCAACAUCUUCAGCCCUGUUGAACCAAGAAGGUAGAAGAGGGGAAGAGUAGAGGAAUAGAGAAGGUCCGUGGCCAAGUUCAGUAUCUCUGUUUUGUGUGCACAUAGUGGGACCACCAAAAUCCGGAAAGAGCACUCUUACCAGUACCCAUCUCCUUUAUUGCAAUGAGUGAGUUUUGUGCAUGGUGCCUUCUUGCCAAGAUAAGGGUAGGAACUCUUCAAAUACACAUUCCCAUCCCCACCAGGAACUGAAACUGGGAUAUGGAAACUCCUCAUGUGCCUGGGACAGCCUAGGAACAGUCUCCUAGAGUGCGCCCUUCCUUACUUCUCCCAGCAGUAAGAGAACCCAGCCUGUUUCCUCAAAGGUCCCCCACCCCUGCUCUCCUGUCCCCCAAACCUCGCCCAAGCCUCCUGGAGUCGCUGCUAUAAAUCUGAAAGACUUGAAAAGGCUCAGGCUGCUACUGGACUUCAUCAUCUCAGUGGGCCCAGAUGACUCUGGACCCCCCCCUUGAACCUCAAAGGCUCUGUGAACUUCUCCAGCCUCCAAGCUGCUCUUGCUACUGAGAAUGAAUGUGUCUAUUUCUCUGGGUUUCCAGGACCUAGAAUGCCCUAUUUAUAUUUUUUAGCCAUGUGUUCUUUCAAAAAUGAAUCUUACUGUUUUCAAUAAUGUGAAUAUUAUGUUCUGGAAAGUUCACUAUACAUCUAAUUUUGUGUACAAAGUAAUAUUUUUGCAAUGAUUCAUGGGGAAGGGGGGCCCUUUUACAAAUCCGCAUGUUCCUUAACCCUGUCCAGGGAUACGUGGCCCCCUCAUCCCUGCCCUGGUUCUGCCUACCUGAUGGUCCCUCUUCCCUUCUCUGUGGCCAGAAAAAACCCACUCCAUUAAAAACCAGUCUGGUGAUUGACAA